UAAUUUAUAAUACACACUUUUAUUAAAAGUUAUUACUAUCUGUAUAAGUAAGAUGAGAAUUGAGAUAUAUUGAUAAAUUUUAUGAAGUAAACAGAAAGUUAGAACUUAGAAGAUUUAAAAUUGCAAAACGAGUGGGAAUUAAUCCCUUAUGAGAAUAUAUACUUUUUUAGUCAGUUUUCGAAAACUUCAAAGUAUCUACAACAAUUAUUGUAAGUUUUAAUGAAAAAUUAUUUGAUAUACCUAGGUACAAUAUGGAUGAUAAUGAAGUAAGCUAUGAACCAAUGGAUGUUGACUUGAGUUCUAAUUCCAUAAGCGCAAUGGAGAUUUCAUAUGUGGAUCGAAAUUUUGGACAUUCACCGAUAAUCAUUAAAAAGGAAAAAGAUGAAGAUGGUAUUAUUGAUAAUGAAAAAUAUCUUAACAUAAAGCCUCUGACUAUUAAUAAUCUAAUUGAGAAUAACAAAUUAAUACUUAAAAGAAACAGUGCCUAUUCAAAACUUAUAUUUAAAUUGGUUAUAUGUGUAAUAGUGGUACUUUUUUCUGCUGUGACAUAUCAAAUAGUUUAUUUUAGAUGUAAUGAAAGUUUUAAUAUGGAUUUGCUUAGAAAUCGUUUUGUAAAUAAGGUACAUGGACAAUCUGCUGCAACAUCAUCAUUAUUAAAAGCAAUAGAAGGUGAAAUGGGAAACAAAAUUAUAAUAUUGUAUGGAGGUACAGGAGUUGGCAAGACAUAUACAGUGUCAUUACUAUUGGAUAACAUACUUAACUAUGGAAACACAUAUCAUUAUACAAUGCCAGGUUUUACACAAUCAUCAUUGGAUUUGAUGUUAGGUCUAAUAUAUUGCAAGUCAUCUGUAAUAGUUGUAGAUGAUUUAAAUAAAAAUGAUAUAUUAACCAUUGAAGAUCAUAUAAAAAAUUUGGUUAAUAAAAGCAUAAAGUACUCUAAAAGAUUAACUAUUAUACUGAUCUAUAAUUGUCAUUCCAUGGGUGACCGAUUUCAUCAAAGGUGUGAUGAUAAAUUUCUUCAUGAUUUAAAACAUAGUUUAGCAACUAUUGAAGCACAUAAAUAUUUUAUUAAAUUUGAAUCAUUGACUGAAGAACAUUUGAGAAAAUGUAUCGAAAGUGAACUGACUAAAAAAACACUUAGUGAAUCAGACAUUGUUGAAAUUAUGAAAAACUUUAAUGUUACACUUGAUGGUUGCAAAGGUGUCUACCAAAAGAUGAAAUAUUUAAGCAUAAUUUAAGUAUAAGGUAUGUAUUAGAUAAACCUAUAUUAAAGUUGUGAUUUGAUUAUA
Messenger RNA from Vanessa tameamea, 1289 nucleotides. RefSeq lists its product as uncharacterized. The record is from RefSeq and is a predicted model, not a curated record. The transcript has a single exon. Lineage: Eukaryota; Metazoa; Arthropoda; Insecta; Lepidoptera; Nymphalidae. The coding region runs from base 252 to 1238 and encodes 328 amino acids. Gene Ontology annotation, molecular function: ATP hydrolysis activity; ATP binding.